Molecule: messenger RNA, 950 nt
Organism: Cladocopium goreaui
Lineage: Eukaryota; Dinophyceae; Suessiales; Symbiodiniaceae
Source: the annotation of a GenBank genome assembly
CAGGCCUCUGCCUCCAGCGUUCCAGCUGAGGGGUCAAUGGCUGAGGAGCCAGGAGAGCCAGAAGAGAUUUUGACGCCCUUGGAGCGGGUGGCGAAGCUGCCUUGGGAGAAGCAAGAAAAGAUCUACGCCAUGCUUUUGCGCGUGCUGGAACGCCUAAGGGAUCAGCCGGAGGAGCCCAAGUUCCGCUCGCUCUCGGCCAAGAGUUCCAAGCUGCAGGAACUCUUGGAGCCUCCUGGAGGAGAAUCGCUUCUCCUCUGGUGCGGCUUCGUCCUGCAGGGCGAUCGGUACCUGGCCGCGGCUGCGGAGUUGGACUUCGGCGCGCGGCAUGAGGAGCUGAUGGCACAUGCUACGCGUGAACGAGAUACGGCCUUCCGCGCGGCUCGAGAUCAACGAAUUGAGGCGGAGAAAUUGAAGGCCCUCCCAACGGGUGACUUCGGCCCCCCGCUACGGCGCUGGGGCGGCCGGCUGCCAGGCUUUGGCUUCGGCGCUCAUCGCCUCGCAAGUGCGGGGAUGCAAUGCUCUAAGAUCAUGACGCGCGUCUCCUUGCCGCUAGAUCCCCGGCAGCCCCGCGGCUUCCAACUCCUGGACCUGGCUGCCGUCGGCCCGUUGGGCCCGUCGGCGACGUACCAGCUGAGCGGUGUGGUGCAACACAUCGGCAGCACGCCGUUCUCGGGGCAUUACGUAGCGUAUUGCUGGCACCACGCUUCUAAUCGCUGGCACUGCUUUGAUGAUGCCAAAGUGCGACCGGUGGAUCCCGCAACGGUUCUGGAGGCCUUGAACGAGGCCUAUGUGUUUUUCUUUGAACAAGUGCCGUGUGCCUAAAAGGAAACACAUUUGGAGGCGGCCAUGCAGGGCCCGGAGCCUCCCAGUUCUGCAAAAAAAGGAGCUGCGCGACCGUGCAGCCAACAAGAUGGCACAAAAGAGGAAUAUACAGACCAUUGGGUCCAAAU